Bemisia tabaci is the source of this 1087-nucleotide messenger RNA. The record is from RefSeq and is a predicted model, not a curated record. Lineage: Eukaryota; Metazoa; Arthropoda; Insecta; Hemiptera; Aleyrodidae.
AUGGUAAAGAAACAACGCGGUAGGCAUUCACCCGAAAUAAGUGAAGAGGAGAGAAUGGCAGAAGCAUUAGAGACUAAGCGAGCCACUAUAUUUUCUAGGGUACAGGCUAUUGAGAAAACGUUCAAAAAUGAACUUUCGGACAUUAACUGUGAGCAAUUCAGACCACUUUUCGAUCGCUUAGCAAUAUUCCAGGAGAAAUUCGACGCAAUCCAAACUGAAUUAAUAAAUCUUAACUCGAAUCUUCCACACGAAUCGAGAGUACGAACGGAUCAAAUUCAGGAGGAAUUCGAUGAAAUCAUUCUUGCAGCAGAAGUAACCUUUCUCUCAAUUACACCUAAAAUCUUGCGUAAUUCUACCCCAACCUCUGAGAACACUUCGGCCAAGUCUCAAUCAUCAUCUACGGCGAACGUUAGGCUACCCAAAUUAGAGUUGCCCCAGUUUUCGGGCAAAUUGGAAGACUGGCGGUCUUUUUACAACCUGUUUAGCGUAUCCGUGCAUGAUGUGAAGGAGUUAGCAAAAGUGAAAAAAUUUCAAUACUUGCUCACUUCCCUGAAGGGUGAGGCGCUAGAUUUGGUUAAAGGGUUGGAUAUCACUGAUUCCAACUACGAUGUAGCAUGGCAAAUCCUGUGCCAACGUUUUCAAUGCGAGCGAAGGCAUAUAUUUCACCACUUUAAUGGAUUACUCAACCUUCCUGAGAUUAAGGACGUUACGCAUAUUCCGUCGUUCCUCACCAAGUAUAGGGAGCACACCCAGGCUCUUGAAGGGCUAAAACAUGAACUCUCUGAAUAUGCAUCCAUGUUGACGGCCGUAAUUGUCCAGAAAAUGUCAUUUUAUUUUAGAAAGCGCCUCGAUGACUUUCGCGGUGCUGAGGUCAAAUAUCCGACCAUCGAAGAAAUAGUUGAAUUUUUGGAAAAGGAGUGCUUGCAGCUGGACGGCACCUCCGCAAAAUCAAGUGACCAUAAGGCCAAACCCAACCAAACCAAGCAAGUUCACCUAUCCAAAACCGAAGAUACGAACCAAUCUAGCGGCAAAUCCUACCCACCUGCGACAUGUCCACUUUGUGAAGCUGACCAUAUACUUUUCCGAU